CGGUGGGAAGCAGCCCAAGCUGUUGCUGCCCAGAGACACCCCCCCCCCCCCCGGCUGCAGCCUGCGCAGCCCAGGGAAGGGUCUGGGGGCUGCGGGCAGAACCUGGUCCCUCCAGCUCUCCCGCUGCCAGCGUCCAGCGUGGGCGAGGUAGUGGUGGAGGUUGGCUGAGAAGAACCGGGCGUGCUGCUGCGCUGGACCACCAAGCAGCAGCCAUGGGCUACCAGGAACAGCUACCGGUCAUUCCGGUCAUUCCGCUGCAGAGAAAUUUAGGUGACAGAGAGACCCUGGUUUCCAAUCAAGAGAAUAAAGGGAAAACUUACCAGUCCGCUGCUGUUUUUAAUGUUGUCAACUCCAUUAUAGGUUCUGGUAUAAUAGGAUUGCCUUAUUCGAUGAAGCAAGCUGGAUUUCCUUUGGGAAUACUACUUUUAUUCUGGGUUUCAUAUGUUACAGACUUCUCCCUCAUUCUGUUGAUAAAAGGGGGUACCCUCUCUGGAACAGACACUUACCAGUCUUUGGUUAACAAGACCUUCGGCCUUCCAGGAUAUCUCCUGCUUUCUACCCUGCAGUUUCUGUAUCCUUUCAUAGCUAUGAUAAGCUACAACAUAAUAGCUGGAGAUACUUUGGGAAAAGUUUUUCAAAGAAUCCCAGGAGUUGAUCCAGAAAACUGGUUUAUUGGUCGCCACUUCAUUAUUAUACUUUCCACAGUUACAUUUAUUCUGCCUUUGUCCUUGUACCGAGAUAUAGCAAAGCUUGGAAAGAUCUCCUUUAUUUCUACAGUUUUAACAACUUUGAUUGUUGGAAUUGUGAUGACAAGGGUAGUUUCAUUGGGUCCAUACAUACCCAAAACAGAAGAUGCCUGGGUAUUUGCCAAGCCCAAUGCUAUUCAGGCUGUUGGGGUGAUGUCUUUUGCAUUUAUUUGCCACCACAACUGCUUCUUAGUUUAUGGUUCCUUGGAAGAGCCCACAGUAGCUAAGUGGUCCCGCAUUAUCCAUAUGUCUGUCUUGGUGUCUGCAUUUAUCUGUAUGCUCUUUGCGACAUGUGGAUACAUAACAUUCACUGGCUUUACUCAAGGAGACUUAUUUGAAAAUUAUUGCAGAAGUGAUGACCUGGUGACAUUUGGCAGGUUUUGUUAUGGUAUCACUGUCAUCUUGACGUACCCAAUUGAAUGCUUUGUGACUAGAGAGGUAAUUGCCAAUGUGUUUUUUGGUGGGACUCUCUCCUCCGUUUUCCACAUUGCUGUGACAGUGGUCAUCAUUAUGGUAGCAAUGGUGGUGUCAUUGCUGAUUGAUUGCCUUGGGAUAGUUUUAGAGCUCAAUGGUGUACUUUGUGCAGCUCCGCUAAUUUUUAUCAUUCCAUCAGCCUGUUAUCUGAAACUAUCUGAAGAACCAAGGACACAUUCAGAUAAGAUUAUGUCCUGUCUCAUGCUUCCCAUGGGUGCCGUGGUCAUGGUUUUCGGGUUUAUAAUGGCUGUCACAAAUUCUCAAGACUGUACCCAUGGGCAUGAACUGUUUUACUGCUUUCCCGACAAUUUUUCCCUUACAAACAUCUCAGAUUCUCAUUUACAACUGACAACAGAACUUUCGCUUUUAAAUAUCAGUAUCUUUCAGUGAAUGUUUGCUUUUAAAAACAUGUCUGUUUUCCUAGAUUUUUAAAUUGCAUCAUGAUAUUCAUUUGUUUACCUUUAUUGUAUUAUAAAAUCAUCACUUUGGCAUUUAUCAAGACUUGGUUUUCCUUACUGUUGCAAUAUAGAAGAAGAAAAAUAUAAUGCAUUGUCCUUAAACGCUAAUAUAAGUGUUUUGUUCAAAAAGCUGUACUACACUAAAGCUAAUUGAAAAAGGAAAAGCAAGACUUUAGCAUCUGCUACUAAUCCCCUCAAAGCAUCAUUCCUUUUACUUAAAAUGUCAGCAACUUAUUGUGUUUCAAAGUAUGGAGCUUACAGUGAGUGGUGAUUUGGUCUAAGAAACCCUUAGGGAUUUUUUUUGAGGGAGGGGACAGUUUGAAUUCUGUAGAACUGAACUGAAGAAAAACUGAAGCUGUUACAAAGAAUAAGUAUCCCAAGAGCAAAGAGAAGCUGUCCAUUAUUACUUCAGGAGCAUCCUUGUUUAGCAAGAAGUGGAUCCCUGGAGAAAUGAGCAGUCCUCUACACGUUAAGAAACAUGAAUAAUAGACUAGACGUGUAGAACACGCUGUAUGGGGAAUCAAAAUUACCUCCCAACUCCUGCUGCCAUGGGACUAUUAUAUGUAGUGCUGUUAAAUAAAUAAUACAGAAGGAAACA
Ochotona princeps (American pika) is the source of this 2276-nucleotide messenger RNA. RefSeq names its product solute carrier family 38 member 11 (gene SLC38A11). Gene Ontology annotation, biological process: amino acid transmembrane transport. NCBI's taxonomy places the organism in Eukaryota, Metazoa, Chordata, Mammalia, Lagomorpha, Ochotonidae. The record is from RefSeq and is a predicted model, not a curated record. The coding region runs from base 213 to 1610 and encodes 465 amino acids. The transcript is spliced from 12 exons. Gene Ontology annotation, molecular function: amino acid transmembrane transporter activity.